CUUGAUCCUGCUAAGAUGCUUCAGAGUCUUAUUAAGAAUGUCUGGGUCCCCAUGAAACCCUACUGUACCCAGGUUUACCAGGAAAUUUGGGUAGGAAUGGGAUUGAUGACCUUCAUCCUCUAUAAAAUCAGGAGUGCUGAUAAAAGAAGUAAAGCUUUGGAAGGCUCCAGUCCUGCCCCUGCCCAUGGUCGUCACUAACUGCUCCCUGAGUCCACUCAAGAUGAAUCCUGUCGGCUAAACUUAAGCAAGCUGUGCUAGAUGGGAACAUGGAACAUCACUG
Molecule: messenger RNA, 280 nt
Organism: Myodes glareolus (Bank vole)
Lineage: Eukaryota; Metazoa; Chordata; Mammalia; Rodentia; Cricetidae
Source: RefSeq, a predicted model, not a curated record